GGCCCUAUGGGUCCUCGAGGGCCACCUGGCCCCUCUGGAGCUCCUGGCCCACAAGGUUUCCAAGGCAACCCCGGAGAGGCUGGAGAGCCCGGAUCAGCUGGCCCGUUGGGUCCCCGUGGUCCACCUGGACCCUCUGAACCGGGAGAUGACGGUGACGCUGGCAAACCCGGCAAAGGUGGUGAUCGUGGACCUUCUGGUCCUCAGGGAGCUCGUGGRUUCCCAGGAACUCCUGGUCUGCCUGGAAUCAAAGGGCAUAGAGGUUAUCCAGGUCUUGAUGGACUCAAGGGAGAGGGUGGAGCUGCUGGUUCUAAGGGAGAGUCUGGUGCGCCCGGUGAGAAUGGCGCUCCCGGACCCAUGGGACCACGUGGUCUGCCCGGUGAGAGAGGUCCCGGUCCCUCUGGAGCUGCUGGUGCUCGUGGUAAUGACGGUCUGCCCGGCCUGCUGGUCCCUGUAGGGCCAGUUGGUCCAUCUGGUGCUCCAGGCUUCCCCGGCUCUCCAGGUUCUAAGGGAGAAGCUGGCCCCACCGGUGCUCGUGGACCUGAGGGCGCCCAGGGAUCACGUGGAGAGUCAGGAACCCCCGGAUCUCCCGGACCCGCCGGCGCUUCUGGUAACCCUGGAACUGAUGGUAUUGGUGGAGCUAAAGGAUCAGCUGGUGCUCCUGGUAUAGCUGGUGCGCCUGGCUUCCCCGGACCCCGUGGCCCUCCAGGACCCCAGGGAGCCACUGGGCCUCUCGGACCAAAGGGAACAUCUGGUGACCCCGGUAUCCCAGGUUUCAAGGGUGAGGCUGGACCCAAGGGAGAGAUUGGACCCGCGGGUCCCCAAGGAGCCCUUGGCCCUGCAGGAGAGGAGGGGAAGAGGGGACCCAGAGGAGAGCCCGGCGCUGCUGGACCUCUCGGACCUCCUGGAGAGAGAGGCGCCCCCGGUAACCGUGGUUUCCCAGGUCAGGAUGGUCUGGCUGGUCCCAAGGGAGCCCCUGGCGAGCGUGGAGUCGGAGGCGUGUCUGGCCCCAAGGGAGCCGGCGGUGACCCUGGUCGCCCUGGCGAGCCCGGUCUUCCUGGUGCAAGAGGUCUUACUGGUCGUCCCGGUGAUGCAGGUCCUCAAGGAAAAGUUGGACCCGGUGGUUCUUCUGGUGAGGACGGUCGCCCCGGACCUCCUGGCCCUAUGGGAGCCCGCGGUCAGCCGGGCGUGAUGGGAUUCCCCGGACCCAAGGGAGCCAACGGCGAACCUGGCAAGGGCGGAGAGAAAGGAUUGCUCGGUGCGCCAGGUCUGAGAGGUCUUCCUGGUAAGGAUGGUGAGACCGGAGCUGCUGGACCCCCUGGCCCUGCUGGCCCUGCUGGAGAGAGAGGAGAGCAAGGACAACCUGGACCUUCUGGCUUCCAGGGUCUGCCCGGACCCCGCCCCUGGGGCGCGAUCGGACCAGGUGGUGCAUCGGGUGCCCAGGGACCCCCCGGUCUGCAAGGUAUGCCCGGAGAGAGAGGAGCCUCAGGCAUCCCCGGACCUAAGGGAGACAGAGGUGACAACGGAGAGAAGGGACCUGAGGGUGCUUCUGGCAAAGACGGUUCAAGAGGUUUGACUGGUCCAAUUGGUCCUCCUGGCCCAGCUGGUCCCAAUGGAGAGAAGGGUGAAUCUGGUCCCUCUGGACCUUCCGGUGCUGCUGGUGCCCGAGGUGCUCCUGGUGACAGGGGUGAGACUGGACCUCCCGGGCCUGCUGGCUUCGCUGGGCCUCCUGGAUCUGAUGGUCAGCCCGGAGUCAAGGGAGAGCAGGGAGAGGGUGGACAGAAGGGAGACGCUGGUGCACCUGGACCACAGGGACCCUCCGGAGCUCCUGGACCUUCCGGACCUACUGGCGUUUUUGGACCAAAAGGUGCUCGCGGUGCUCAGGGACCCUCUGGUGCCACUGGUUUCCCUGGAGCUGCCGGCAGAGUCGGGCCCCCUGGUCCCAAUGGUAACCCUGGUGCUGCUGGUCCCUCUGGCCCUGCUGGUAAAGAUGGUCCUAAGGGUGUGCGUGGAGACGGUGGACCCUCAGGCAGACAGGGAGAUGCUGGGCUGCGUGGAGCCGCUGGAUCCCCUGGAGAGAAGGGAGAUGCUGGAGAGGAUGGUCCCUCUGGUCCCGAUGGUCCUUCAGGUCCUUCAGGUCUGGCUGGACAGCGUGGUAUUGUUGGUCUUCCAGGACAGCGUGGAGAGAGAGGUUUCCCUGGCCUGCCAGGACCCUCUGGUGAGCCUGGUAAACAAGGAUCUCCUGGUGGAAGCGGAGACCGUGGGCCCCCUGGCCCUGUGGGGCCCCCUGGACUGACUGGACCCGCUGGAGAGCCCGGUAGAGAGGGCAACGCUGGUUCUGAUGGACCCCCUGGUAGAGAUGGAGCCACUGGAAUCAAGGGUGACCGUGGUAACACCGGUCCUGCUGGUGCUCCUGGCGCCUCAGGAGCUAAUGGUGCCCCCGGCCCUGUCGGCCCCACCGGCAAGCAGGGAGACAGGGGAGAGGCUGGAGCCAAGGACCAGCUGGGACCUGCCGGGCCUGCUGGAGCCAGAAUGGCUGGACCCCAAGGACCCCGUGGAGACAAGGCGUGAGGUGGAGAGGGUGGUGAGAGAGGACAGAAGGGACACAGGAGAUUCACUGGUCUGCAGGGUCUGCCCGGACCUCCCGGUCAAGCUGGAGACCAGGGUGCAUCUGGACCUGCCGGACCAAGUGGAUCAAGAGGACCCCCCGGACCAGUUGGUCCCUCUGGAAAGGAUGGAUCCAACGGUAUGCCCGGCCCCAUCGGACCUCCCGGACCCCGUGGUCGCUCUGGAGAGACUGGUCCCUCUGGUCCCCCUGGAAACUCCGGACCCCCUGGUCCUCCUGGUCCUCCCGGCCCUGGUAUCGACAUGUCUGCCUUCGCUGGCCUGUCUCAGCCUGAGAAAUCCCCCGAUCCCCUGAGGUACAUGAGGGCCGACCAGGCCUCCGGAAACCUGAGGACGCACGACGCCGAGGUGGACGCCACGCUCAAGUCUCUCAACAACCAGAUCGAAAACAUCCGCUCCCCCGAGGGCUCCAAGAAGAACCCUGCACGUACUUGCAGAGACCUGAAGCUGUGCCACCCUGACUGGAAGAGCGGAGAGUACUGGAUCGACCCUAACCAGGGCUGCACCAUAGACGCCAUCAAGGUCUACUGUAACAUGGAGACUGGAGAGUCCUGCGUCUACCCCAAGCCCGCCAGCAUCCCCAAGAAGAACUGGUGGUCCAGCAAGAGCAAGGCUGCCAAACACGUCUGGUUCGGGGAGACCAUGAACGGAGGAUUCCACUUCAGCUAUGGCGAUGACAGCCUGGCUGCCAACACGGCCAGCAUCCAGAUGACCUUCCUGCGGCUGCUAUCCACCGAGGCUAGCCAGAACCUCACCUACCACUGCAAGAACAGUGUGGCUUACAUGGACGGGGCCACGGGUAACCUGAAGAAGGCCGUGCUGCUCCAGGGCUCCAACGAUGUGGAGAUCAGGGCCGAGGGAAACAGCCGCUUCACGUACACCGUCAUGCAGGACGGCUGCACGAAACACACAGGAGCAUGGGGCAAGACAGUGAUUGACUACAGAUCCCAGAAGACCAGCCGGCUGCCCAUCGUGGACAUUGCUCCCAUGGAUAUUGGAGGAGCGGACCAAGAGUUUGGAGUCGACGUCGGUGCAGUCUGCUUCUUGUAAAGACAAAGGAAUGAAAAAGGAAAAGCUGAGAAAAAAMCCCAUAAAAGAUGAGAGAGGGAGAGAGAGAGAGACAGAGAGAGAGAGAGAGGAACACACACUUCUAGCAAAAUGAAUGAAAGAGAGAAAAGAGAAAGAUCAAGUCACUUUUUUUUUAAAGUUAAAAGUGAUUUUUCCAACUAGGAUAUCUGCACUGAAUGGCAUCGGCAAUAUUCAUCUGUGAUUUCAUCGACUUCCAGUCUCCCUCCGUCAACCCCUCCCUCCAUUCCCCCAUCCACUCCACCCCCCAGCCUGGGAGCACCUCCCCACUAACAAGAAGGAACAAAGGAAGAGGAGAAGGAGAGAAAAGGGGAGCAUGUCAGAGCAUGACAGAAAGAGAGCCGAGUUGGUGUUAUUUAUUUAUUGUUCAGGUGUAGGUCCCAGGUGUGUUAGGACUGAGUGUGUUACCCUGUAAAAAGGCCCCACGCACAACAACAUACAUAAUCUAUCAGUUCCUCACCUCCCCAAUCUCCUCUUUUCUUUCUCCUAUUCCAUACCUUCUCACCCCAAACAUUAUAUCAAAUCCAAACCAAAAAUGGAGCAGUGUGAUAGGUGCAGGUGUUCCUAGUUCCAACCUCUGCCCCAGUGUGUAUCAGGAAGUUACUGUGUAUUAUAAUAUAGUGAAAUGGUGCUAUUGCUGUAAAACCAGUCUGUAUUCUUUAACAACCAGAUACUGAUGUAUUAGUGACGUGUUUAUAAUGUGUAUAUAUGUAUAUGUGUGUGUAUACAUAUAUCUACAGUUUUCAGAGAGUACAUUUCACGCUGAGAUUUGUUUUCAGAGUGGUAAAUGUCGCUGCCCCUUCCCCCCGACCACAACCCCCUCAUUGGCUGCCCAAUAAACCGUGUCUAUCAUUUUUGUAAGAGACAUGUUCAAUUCGGGAUUUCAAUCUCAGAUCUAAACUUUUUUUGUUUUGUUUUAAUUAUAUUAUAAGCUACCUCACGCUAAAAAAGAAAGAAACAACUAAGCAAAGUUAUCCAAGUUUACAAAUCCAGCUUGGGUGAUCAUAUCUUUGGUGCAUGAGACCCCAUGUUGUGAGAAGACCACCAGAAGGUGCCUUUAACCCUUGACCUAUCCCACUCCACUUUGUCCCAUAUGCCCCCACUGUCCCCUCACACAGGAAAUACCCUCUACCCUGGCAGGAAGUACCUUGGCCCUGGCCACGCCCCGUAGGAACAGGCCAUGCCCCCCUAGGAACAGGAACAGGGCAGGGCUGUUAGACUUGAGUGAGUUCUUUCUCACAGUGAUAUCACUACUAGACAAUCCAGACCUCCUUUACACACAGAGGAAAACCACCUACGACCAGGGCAGAGGGUGCUUUUAUUUUUGAGGGUGUGUAUAUUUUGUAUUAUUAAUAAUAAUAAUAGUACUAUUGUUAAUAAUGAUAGCAUUACUAUUAUUAUUAUUAUUAAAUAUGAUGAUCAUGAUUUUGUUUUGUUACAGUUUUGAUUCAUGUAAAUUGGAAAUAAAAGAAAAAACAAGUAACAGACUGAAGUCGCUUUUUUUUAUUUUAUUUUUGGGGGGGGUUUUGAUUGUUAUUCAUCCACAUAUUGCUCCAGAGAAAAGUGUGCAUCUGGGAAGGUCUUUUUUCUGUACCCUGAAAGUAUGAUUAAAACCUUUUCUGUUGCUAUUAUGUUCCCAGAGAUAGAAGCAAUACCAAAUCUUGAUCCUGUGUCCUGUAUGCACUCUGCCUUGGUCUGUGUGUUUGGGCUAAAUGCAUAUCGAGGGGUGGGAUGCGGUCAGAACACACAAGGAGAGACAGUGGAGAGGUGGAUGAUGGUGAGCCGCCAUUUUCUUUUUGUUUUAUUUGUUGGAGAGAAAAGGCAAAAAUUAGUGAGGAAGUGGAAAGUUCAUAUCAUGUACUAUUUUGUAUGUGUAAAAUAGUUUUGCAAUAUUUUCAGAUUGUUUUUAAGCAUGGUAGAUAGAGUAGGAAUGGGAAACAUUGCCAACCACAAUAAUCAGUAACUGUAUGGGUUUAUUAUGUCAUCCUGUACUUUUUAUUUCAUUUUCUUUCCUGACUUUUCACCUUUCACCUUUCACCGUAGCAAUAAAAGGUCGAAGCAUUUCUCUAAACAA
This is a messenger RNA of Salvelinus sp. IW2-2015, 5782 nucleotides long. The record is from RefSeq and is a predicted model, not a curated record. Lineage: Eukaryota; Metazoa; Chordata; Actinopteri; Salmoniformes; Salmonidae.